AUGCAGUUGUUCCAGCACUUGAAGCGCUUGAAACCAUUAAUUUGGUUUCGAAGCAAGCAUACGCUCCCGGAGCUUCCAUAUGACUAUUGUGCUUUAGAGCCCAUCAUUUGCAAAGAAAUAAUGGAGCUUCACCACUUAAAACAUCAUGCUGGUUACGUAGAUCGCUUAAACAGUGCUGAAGAGGAACUAAAAGAAGCGCUGGCUAGCAGCGAUACAUCCAAAAUUAUCAGCCUGGGCAAGGCCAUCCGGUUCAAUGGUGGAGGCCACAUUAACCAUUCGUUGUUCUGGGAAAAUCUAACUCCAAAAUGCACCGCCCCAUCUAAGGCAUUGGAAAGUGCUGUGAAACAUGCUUUUUACAGCAUGGAGGAUUUUCGGCAACAGAUGGAAGCAUCUGCUCUUGGAAUCUACGGUUCAGGAUGGGUUUGGUUAGGGUGGCAAAAAGAAUCCAAAUCGCUUAAAAUCGCAAGUUCGAUCAAUCAGGACCCUCUAGAGGCGACGACAGGUUUGAUUCCAAUUCUGGGUAUUGAUGUAUGGGAACAUGCUUACUACAUUCAGUACAAGAAUGAUCGAGCUAAAUAUUUCGAAGCCCUUUGGAAGAUUAUAAACUGGCAGGUAGUUUCUCAGCGUUACGAAAAGCUACGUUGCGUUGUUUAA
Molecule: messenger RNA, 654 nt
Organism: Sabethes cyaneus
Lineage: Eukaryota; Metazoa; Arthropoda; Insecta; Diptera; Culicidae
Product: superoxide dismutase [Mn], mitochondrial-like
Exons: 3
Coding region: 1-654 (217 amino acids)
Biological process (GO): superoxide metabolic process
Cellular component (GO): mitochondrion
Molecular function (GO): superoxide dismutase activity; metal ion binding
Source: RefSeq, a predicted model, not a curated record